AUGAGCUCCCCACUGCGUCUCUUCACGACGCUCAUCCGCACGCACCACAUCACGUCCCGGAAGAAGCUGCAGCGCGUCAAGAAAGCCGCGGCGCACCGCUCCAUCCCGUACGUCCUGGUCCGCUACGGCGGGUCGCCGGGCAUCAUGUACGCCGAGAGCGCCGAUGGGGAGUCGCUGAGCAGCUGGGUCAGCGCCGUGCACGAGCUGCGGUACAAGGACUUCCAGUGCGCGCAGAAGCCCGCGGCUCGUGAGGUGCUGCUGGGGCAAGAGACAAAGGCGCCAUCGUCCUCCGCGCCGUUCAACGAGGUCGAGUCCGUGGCUGCCUUCGGGGACGAGAUGGAACGGCGAGGGCUUGCCUCGUGGUGGAAAAUCGGUAUGGGCUAUGAAAGCCAGGGGUAA
This is a messenger RNA of Neoarthrinium moseri, 399 nucleotides long. RefSeq lists its product as uncharacterized. The record is from RefSeq and is a predicted model, not a curated record. Bases 1 to 399 code for a protein of 132 amino acids. The transcript has a single exon. Lineage: Eukaryota; Fungi; Ascomycota; Sordariomycetes; Amphisphaeriales; Apiosporaceae.